AUGACAGUCACCCCCGGUAUCAUCACGCGUAAUGGCGUGGACAUCUACUACGAAGUCCGAGGAAAGGGCCCUUUUCUCAUCCUCAUCCCUGGAGCACAAGUUGCCGGAAACCGACCCAUCCUCGUCUUUGCCUCUUCCAAUGGUUCCGCCCCUGCCAUUGAGCUGCUCCGUCUGUAUCCAGGUCUAGUGCGAAAACUGGUUUUGCAUGAUCCCAUCUUGUUCGACAUGCUCGGUUCGGACAGCAAAGAGCCUGCGAAUUCUCGGCGGGUGGUUGAUAUCUAUCGCUCAUCGGGAGCCGCGGCAGCCAGUCAAGCCUUCCUACCAAUGGUCACAUCUGAGUCUGAUCGGGAGGGCAUCCGAGCUUCAGCCGAUUAUCAACAAUUGGUGGCGAUGGUGAUCGAGGGAUUCCCGUUCUUUUUCGACUGCGAGAUCGAGGCUAUCCUUGCGUAUAAAACGCCUACGGAAUUCCUGAAAGGCUGUAGGGGCAAGAUCUGCCUAGUCGCCGGGGAAUUGACCAAGACGACAGCGACGGCCGAGCCGAUCAUCGCUUUAGCAAAGGCCAUUGAAUGCCCGGUCAGCCGCAUUGUGGGGGGACAUACUGGCUAUAUCCCGUAUCCAGAAGAGUUUGCCAGAGAUUUGAGCGCAAUCUUGCAUCGCUCAACGAAUGUGAAACGCAUGGCAAAGAUUUAG
Messenger RNA from Aspergillus wentii DTO 134E9, 690 nucleotides. RefSeq lists its product as uncharacterized. NCBI's taxonomy places the organism in Eukaryota, Fungi, Ascomycota, Eurotiomycetes, Eurotiales, Aspergillaceae. The record is from RefSeq and is a predicted model, not a curated record. The transcript has 2 exons. The coding region runs from base 1 to 690 and encodes 229 amino acids.